Molecule: messenger RNA, 1777 nt
Organism: Rhincodon typus (whale shark)
Lineage: Eukaryota; Metazoa; Chordata; Chondrichthyes; Orectolobiformes; Rhincodontidae
Product: zinc-binding protein A33-like
Exons: 6
Coding region: 46-1473 (475 amino acids)
Molecular function (GO): zinc ion binding; protein binding
Source: RefSeq, a predicted model, not a curated record
GCGAAGUCCAGGGGUGUGGUGCUUGUGUAAGUUGGGGAUUGCCUCAUGUCUUAUGAUAUGGAGAAUGGGAAUUAUGGGGAAGCCCUUGUCUGUUCUCUCUGCCUUGAGUUAUUUGUGGAGCCUGUUCUGGUGGACUGUGACCGUAAUUUCUGCCGCACUUGUAUUGAGUCCUACAGGGAGGCCCAGGGUGGCAGUGUCUGUUGCCCACUGUGCGGUGUGAGUACCGAGAGGUUGGUGCUGCAGCCCAACCGUGUACUAAGGAACGUGGUGGAUAAGAUUCGCCGGCUGACCACCCCCCAGCAGGACCUGACUGAGGAUGAGAGGCGCCUGUGCCCGGAGCACCAGGAGAAGCUGACCCUGGUCUGUGAGACGGAUGGUAUGAUCGUCUGCCUGGUGUGUAGGGACUCGAAACUUCACAAGCAGCACCGAUUCAGGGAGCGGGCAGAAUUCCUGGCAUCCUGCAAGGAUAAAGGUGCGGUGCUCUUAAACACUCUCAACCAGAAGGUGGUCUCUUUAAAAGAUGUGGUGCAGAAACAAGGGCUGGAGAUUGCACAGAUCAAGGAUAUGGGUUGCAGUCUGAUCUGCCACAUUGCUCAGCAGUUUGCUGACCUGCACAGAUUCCUCAAUGAGUGCGAACAACAGCUCCUGGAGAAGCUGGAGGCUCAUGUGGAAGGCCACCUGGCGGGAAUGGAAGGAAACCUUACAAAGCUACGGGCGAUACUCUUCUCCACUGAGCAGGACACCUUGAGUAUUGAGGCCAAAUUGGAUCAAGGUGACUUGGCAUCUCUUAAGGAAGUUAGUUCUUGGAGGGACAGCAGGCUUUCUGAAGAGAUACCCACUGUUCUGCCUGGGAAUGUGUGCCUGGGAACAUACAAAGGUCCAUUACAGUACAAACUAUGGAAGGAAAUGAAGAAUAUCAUCCAUCCAGUUCCCCUCAGUCUGACCCUGGAUCCUCAAACAGCAAACCCUUGGCUCCUGCUAUCGGAGGACCUGACCAGUGUGACUGUCACUGAAACCAAGCAGAUUGUCCCUGAUGGCCCAGCCAGGUUUGACGUGUGUGUGUCUGUCUUGGCAACGGAGGGUUUCACAUCUGGCACACACUACUGGGAGGUGGAAGUGAGCAGCAAGUCCAAAUGGGACCUGGGUGUAGCCAGAGAAUCCAUUAACAGGAAGGGGGACAUUGCUUUGAAGCCUGAGAAUGGAUACCUGGCAAUUUCCCUGACCAAUGGAGGGCAGUACUGUGCUCUGACGUCCCCCACUGUCACUCCCCUGCAGCCGAGUGGGGGACCCAGUCGGAUUGGUGUUUAUGUGGACUAUGAGGGAGGCCAAGUGUCCUUUUACAAUGCUGAUGACUUUGCUCAUCUCUACACGUUUACUGAGACACUUACAGAGAAAAUAUUCCCUUACUUUUGCCCCUGCUUGAAUGACACUGGAGACAAUGGUGCCCCUCUCUCUGUGGUUUCCUUUCAGUAGAUAGUUUAAGAUCUUUAGUUUAAUACUGGCAUCUCCCCAGGUUUGUGUAAAAUUGGGGGGGAAAAACACCCUUCACUGAGUGCAGCUAUAGGUGAGACUGGGCAUGAUGAUAAACUAAACUAUUCUGAUUACUUUUCUAACGUUAUUGGCAAUGCAUCCAGAAUGCACUGAGCUCCACUGUCCACGUAAUCAGCAAUGUCUGACCCAGUGUUUCUAGUCUGUUUCAGACUACCUGUGUCUGAUGAAUUCCAUAUCAUAGUGAAAUGUAAGAUUAAUAAACUUAAUCUUUUGUGAAAAAGCAAAA